Chanos chanos (milkfish) is the source of this 2901-nucleotide messenger RNA. It is a transcript of the gene garem1, whose product is annotated as GRB2 associated, regulator of MAPK1. Gene Ontology annotation, biological process: cellular response to epidermal growth factor stimulus; epidermal growth factor receptor signaling pathway. The transcript has 6 exons. The coding region runs from base 121 to 2748 and encodes 875 amino acids. Lineage: Eukaryota; Metazoa; Chordata; Actinopteri; Gonorynchiformes; Chanidae. Gene Ontology annotation, molecular function: proline-rich region binding. The record is from RefSeq and is a predicted model, not a curated record.
AUUCGUGAUUGUCUUUAAGUAAACAAAGGAGCAUCUAAGACAGGAGUCUCUAUGAACGAACUAUUACUCCCUGCAGAUGAACGUGGCGAUGGGAUGAAGUUAUUGUGUUAGCGAGCUAUCAUGGACCUAGGAUCAAUGCUGUAUAACAGUUUGAAAGAUGUAACAUGGAGCACGACGACUCUGCCCCUGGAUCGACUUGUCAGUGCCUACAGACUACCGCAGAUUGUAAAAUUGGACGUCGGGGAGUCUGUGGAGGGAUUGAGGGAAAACGACUACCUUUUGAUUCAUUCGUGCCGUCAGUGGACCACCAUCACUGCACAUAGCCUCGAGGAAGGCCAUUAUGUCAUCGGGCCAAAAAUCGAGAUCCCUGUCCAUUACGAGGGCCAGUUUAAGCUCCUGGAACAGGACAGGGACAUUAAGGAGCCUGUACAAUACUUCAAUAGCGUGGAGGAGGUGGCCAAAGCAUUUCCUGAGCGCGUCUAUGUCAUGGAGGACAUAACCUUCAACGUUAAGAUGGCCUCAGGAGAGUGUAACGAGGACACAGAGGUAUACAACAUCACGCUGAGCACGGGCGACGAACUGACCCUCAUGGGUCAGGCCGAAAUCCUGUACGCCAAGACCUCGCGGGAGAAGUCGCGCUUCAACACCAUCUUCAAGCGCAUCGGAAAGCUGAACUCCAUCGGCAAGCUGGGCCGGGGAAAAAUGCCUUGUCUGAUCUGCAUGAACCAUCGCACCAACGAGAGCAUCAGCUUACCCUUCCAGUGCCGCGGACGAUUCAGCACGUGCUCGCCACUGGAGCUGCAGAUGCAGGAGGGCGAGCACACCAUCCGGACCAUCGUGGAAAAAACGAGGCUUCCCGUCAACGUCACCGUGCCAAGCAGCCCGCCCCGAAACCAGCACGACCUGCACCUGAUCCGCGAGGGCCACCGCUACAAACUGGUCAACAUCCAGACCAAGACGGUGGUGGUUUGCUGCGUGCUACGCGCCAACAAAGUGCUGCCCAUCCAUUUCCCGCUGCACGUGCCCACCUUGCCAAGGCUGGUGGUUCCGGAGGGGCUGCUGCAAGGGGAGGCGUGGCUGGAGACGGUGGUCCACCGCUGGUUCACCUAUUGCCAGGAGCAGUUCGACAUCGAUGAUUACUCACGAGCGGUGCGCGACGUACGGGUGGACUGGGCAGAGGACGGCAAGAGCCCCAAGAAGGGUGGGAACAACGUUUUGGGGGGAACUGGUGUCAGCGGAGGGGGCGGGACCAACGGCUGUCCCGCCCACAUACAUCUACCCAACUCCCUGAGCUCAGCCCGCGACGAGCUCACGCAGUCCUUUCACCGGCUCUCCGUCUGCGUCUAUGGCAACAACCUGCACGGAAACAGCGAGGUGAACCUGCAGGGUUGUGUGAGCCUCUGCGGGGAAUGUGUAGCGUCGGAACCGUCGGACACAGAAUACUUGUUUCCGGAGUUGCUGGAAAGCCCGGUGGGCCAGAGUGGACAGCUGAAGCAGGAUAUGCCCUACGAGGAGCUGUGGUUGGACCACGUCCGGAGCCGGAAACCCGUGGUGAUGGCUAGCGUGGUGGACCAUGGUGAGGGGACCCGGGGAAACAUUACUGGUCCCAGCUGCUCAACGGUACUGCCAUACUCCAACACCUGUCCAGCUAGCUCUGUCCUCAGUGCAGACAUCGAUCUACCUCCACCCCCUGUGCCUCCAAAGUCUGAAGCUGUGAAGGAGGAGUGCCGGCUGUUAAAUGCUCCCCCAAUUCCCCCGCGGAGCUCCAAGCAGACGGGCACGGCGAGCAUCCCGGUGCCCUAUCCCCCAACCAAACCUCGCCAGACGGACACUCGCUCCCCAAGCCCGACGCUUUCCUACUACUCUUCCGGGCUGCACAACAUCGGAAGCGGAGAGAACGAUACCCCAGAGCCGGAUGAGCAGAGCCGAGUCUGUUACCCCUGCAACUGGAUCCGACCCAAUGGUGCGGAGGGUUCGAAACCCAUCUCGUGUCUCAGCCCAUCCCUGGACACCACCCUCUCUCGCCUGUCCUGGCCCAACGACUUCUGCGGGGCCGACAUGCACGGGGCAGACGACUUCACGGCCGUCCAGUGCCGCAGCUAUUCCAGCUACCCGCGGAAAAGGACCCCUGGUACUCCCAAAACCUGCUCCUCAGGCCUCUUUGACUUUGAAAGGCGGGAAAGUUUUGAGGGGACCGCUGCUGCCUCUAAAAGCCAGCACCAGUACUCCCAUCCAGCCCAGUUUUGCACCAAAUCCACCAGCUACACCCUGGAGACAUCCAGAGACAAACCCGUAGAAGAAUGUAACACUAAACAAAGCCUGUCCUGCCCGAUCUUGCCCCCGAGAACGCCGAAAUCCAGCGACGCAAAGAAAGAGGCAGACUCUGGUGGGCUAGUUACACCCCCGGUUGUAAACGUUGAUGUUUUGGAACUGGAGUCGGCGGGUUGUGCACUCGACAAACCGCACCAGGGCACGGCGGACGUGUUCUCGAUCUCGUAUCCUGUCGCCGCGGCGUCGGCGUGGCAACCGCCCAGCAACCUGUCGGGGCUCUCCAUUGAGGAGGUGUCCAAGUCGCUACGGUUCAUAGGUCUGUCUGAGGAUGUGGUCGCUCUGUUCGUGCGAGAGAAGAUCGACGGCAAUUUACUCACGCAGCUCACGGAAGAGAUCUUGUCAGAGGACUUUAAGCUAAGCAAACUUCAAGUUAAGAAACUCAUGCAGUUUAUCAGUGGCUGGAGGCCCAAAAUGUAAGCUCGAACAAAACGAAACCGGUCUAAGGCAAGACACUUGCAGUGUGCUGACUUCAGCAGGAACACAGCUCGGGCCUUCAGUUUUGCAUUAGACAGUUUUGUAUCACAAUGCUAUGCACAGUCAAGGGCCUUGUAGAGAUUUUAAUGGCCAUUU